Aegilops tauschii subsp. strangulata is the source of this 1494-nucleotide messenger RNA. The record is from RefSeq and is a predicted model, not a curated record. Lineage: Eukaryota; Viridiplantae; Streptophyta; Magnoliopsida; Poales; Poaceae.
AUGUUCCCCAACAGGUCGCAGGCGGCGCCGGAGCGGGCGUCGGAGGAGGCGCCGGCCGCGUUGGGAGCGGAUAGCGGGGAGCACGCCUUGGCGAUCCGGCACGGAGGACGCCGGGCCGCCGUGCCGCAGCCGGCGCAGAGCGGGGGUGCUGCGGUCUUUGGGCCUCAGAACCAGGAGGAGGCGGCAAUGGACACCGUCAGCCGCCGCCUGCGCGGCCGGACGGACCAGCUCGAGGCCUUUGCCCAGGCCGAGGUGGAGUGGACGCGCGACCUGGAGCGCGCCGUUCUGCAACUCGGCGCCUACCGGGUCGGCGCCUUCAGCCGUCUCCUGGCCGAGGUGCUGUCCUGGCGGACUCGUCUGCUCCGGGCUGGUCACCACUAUGACUGGCUUGUUGUCAACGCUGGCCGCCUUGGCGUCGAGGUGGCGAAGGCGAGGGCGGAGGCGGCCGCGGCCGCGGCCCGGCGGUCUCUCGACAAGGCCAGCCAGCUGCAUGAGCAGCUGGCGGGUCAAAAGAGCCGCCUUAGGGCCGAGGUGGAGCUUCAUAAGGCGGAAGCCGCCAAGGCGGUGGAGGCGCAGCAGGCCCUGGUGGAGGCGGACCAGCAGCGCGGCCGGCUGGCCGACGACAAGGGUCGGCUCCAGGCCGAGGACGAGGCCCGUCGCCGCGAGGCGGCCGAGAAGGCAGCCGACGACAAGGACACCAAACUGAAAACGGCCCUUGCCAAGGCGGCUGAUCUGGAGAAGGCGCUCCAGGACCGCGACUGCGCCAUUGAGCGGGAGCAGCAUGGUACGUUGCUCGAAGCGCAGCACCCUGAAGAGUCCUUCUCCAGGGCCUUCCCGGAGACGCAACGGCUGGCGAAGGAAGCCGUCCGCUUUCAGCGCGACCCAGUCGGGGCCGUUGGAUCCGGCACAGAUCCGCGGGUGGCGUGGACCUUCUCGGAAAUCAUCGCCGCCGCCAAGGCCCGCCUGCGGGUCUUGGGGACGCUGAUGGAGCGGUUGUCCCAGGCCGGCACUGCGAGCACGGCGGCCCUUUGGCCGGACUCCGUCCAGCCGAGCAGCUUUACGCGCCUGGCGCGUUGGUUGGAGAUGGGGCCGGACCGUCUUGGCGAGUGGCGCGUCUCCGCCGGUCGUGCCGGCGCUGAGAUGGCGCUCCGGUUCGCGCUGCCCUGGCAUCUGGACCUGCAGCUGGACGCGCUGAUGGGCCAGAGGGCCGGCUUGGAGCAGUUGCUGCAGGAGCAAGCCGGCCGGAUUGCCUCCCGGGCUAGCUACAUUGCCGAGUUCGCCUUCCACGACGAGUUCCAUCCGGAGCGGACGGAAGACGGCAGGGUCGCGGAUGGCGACGACUAUGGCCUGCUUCUUCAUGAUCCGGAGGGGAGCUCGGAGGAGACGGGCAUAUACCGCGAUGGGGGCGCCGAAGAAGACACCGGGACCUCGCUGGACCCGGAGGCCGCCAAGGGAGGGUCGUCGACGCCGCGACGCGGCGGUGGAGAAGCCUGA